AUGUCCACUGUCAAGGAGAAACUUUUUCAGAACCUAAUUGAAGAGGGUAAGACCUCCCGGUGUAAGAUCACGGUCGUUGGAGUUGGUAAUGUAGGCAUGGCCUGCGCUAUCAGCAUCUUACUGAAGCACAGGCCUCUUGCAGAGGACCUGGCUUUGAUAGACAUUGAGUCCAGGCACACUGCCUGACAGGCUUGACCUAAAUAAUGUUCUUCCACUUUCCUUUCAGAUUACAAGGUAACUGCCAACUCAGAGUUAGUUAUCAUCACAGCAGGUGCAAGGCAGAAGGUGGGAGAGACUCGCCUUGACCUGGUCCAACGAAACGUGGUGAUCAUGAAGUCAAUCAUUCCCAGCAUAGUCCACAACAGCCCUGACUGUAAAAUACUUAUUGUUUCAAACCCAGUGGAUAUUUUGACAUACGUGGUUUGGAAGUUAAGUGGCCUGCCUGCAAGUCGUGUAAUUGGCAGUGGCUGUAAUCUAGACUCUGCCCGUUUCCGGUACCUAAUUGGAGAGAAGUUGGGUGUCCAUCCCACAAGCUGCCAUGGCUGGGUUCUUGGAGAACAUGGUGAUAGCAGUGUUUCAGUUGACUUUUGCACAGUGAACGUGAGAGGGAUCACACUCCAACCUGUACAUGCACCUGCAGUUUAUGGCUAUGAGGUCCUUCGGCUGAAGGGAUACAUGUCUUGGGCUAUUGGACUGUCUGUGACAGAUCUGGCAGGAUCAAUGCUGAAGAAUCUUAGAAGAGUGCACCCAGUUUCCACUCUGGUCAAGGGCUUAUAUGGAAUAAAUGAAGAAAUCUUUCUCAGUGUCCCUUGCAUUUUGGGGAACAGCGGUAUCACAGAUAUUGUGAAGGUGAACUUGACCCCUGAAGAGGAGGCCCUCCUCAAGAAAAGUGCAGACAUGCUCUGGAAUGUCCAGAGGAACCUGGAGUUAUAA
This is a messenger RNA of Nannospalax galili (Upper Galilee mountains blind mole rat), 933 nucleotides long. Its product is annotated as L-lactate dehydrogenase C chain-like. Lineage: Eukaryota; Metazoa; Chordata; Mammalia; Rodentia; Spalacidae. Gene Ontology annotation, biological process: carboxylic acid metabolic process. The record is from RefSeq and is a predicted model, not a curated record. Gene Ontology annotation, molecular function: L-lactate dehydrogenase (NAD+) activity. The transcript is spliced from 7 exons.